Mucor mucedo is the source of this 687-nucleotide messenger RNA. RefSeq lists its product as uncharacterized. Gene Ontology annotation, biological process: RNA 3'-end processing. NCBI's taxonomy places the organism in Eukaryota, Fungi, Mucoromycota, Mucoromycetes, Mucorales, Mucoraceae. The record is from RefSeq and is a predicted model, not a curated record. The transcript is spliced from 3 exons. Gene Ontology annotation, molecular function: nucleotidyltransferase activity. The coding region runs from base 1 to 687 and encodes 228 amino acids.
AUGGGUAUGGUAGCUCCUUUCCCAAUUCCGCUGGCAAAAAUAUGUAAAUUCGUAGAUCCUGCAUCCAGAUUAAAUUGUGCAGUCGGUGUUGAUACUGCUUUACGUAUGGGACAAUUAAGCACAUAUUCAUAUAUCAUUAUGGUUCUGCAUUUUCUUAUGUGUAAGUUAGAUAGACCCGUUAUUCCAAGUCUCCAGGAUCUUUACAGUGACUGUAGCUCUCCAGAAUGUUUUUAUAACCGAAACCACGGUCUUGUACCAUCAUUCUUUGACAACAAAAUUGAAAAUAUUCAAGUCCGCUUUCAUGAUUGCGUUCGCGUAGAAAAUAGAAAAACAAACGUUUACAGUACUUUUGACUCUGAUGAUACUGAUGGUGAUAACCAUUAUACUCCGUGGUAUAGUGAUAAUAACGAUAACCUAGGUUCAUUGUUCAUUGAUUUUUUGGAUUACUUUUCAGUCAAGAAAAACUUCAAAAGAAUCUCAAUUAUCUGUGAUGAUGGCGAUCUUGUAAAUGCUGUCGAAAAAGAUUGGAGACAAUACUAUGUGGGGAUUCAAGAUCCCUUUUUUACCAAGAAAAAUAUUGCACGUAAUAUCAAGUACCAUGGAUUGGAUAAUGUAGUGGAAAUAUUUUCUUCGGCGGCACAUCUUUUGAGAAAAGGAGGUUCUUUCCAAGAUAUAUGUGAAAUGUGA